AUGGCAUACAUUGUUACUCUUUUCACGGCUAUCCUCCUCGUGGGCGCUCAUGGCAGUAUUGCCAUAGGCCUGACACCGAGAGUUGCUGGGAGCAAUGCUAGCCACGUCCAGACUUACCCUAUACCCGAAGACGUACCCGUGGCGACUGAUUUCGACCUCAAAGUGCGCUCACCAGGAGGCGAAUGGGAGAAGAUUGAAACCUAUCGUCCCCUCCACAACGAGAUUAAUUUUACCACCGGUAGCACUGUUCAACAUGCUUCAUCCCUUGCCCUUUUCGACUUCAAUGGCACUGUAGAGAUCCAAGCCACUUACACGAAGGAUCAAGUUUCUAAUGCCAUGGUCAGGCCGCAGUCCUUCGACAUCCGCCCAACAAAGUCAGGCUCUACCUUGACCUUCACGCUGACCGAGCCUCGUGAUGUUGUUCUUCAGGUGAAUGGCAAUGUCUUUGAUACCCUUCACAUCUUCACAAAUCUUCCCGAUACGGAUGUUCCGUCCAAGGAUGACAAGGGUGUCAUCUACUACGGCCCUGGCUACCAUAAACUGAGUUCGCCCAUCGUUGUUGGAUCUGGCGAGACUCUAUACCUUGCUGGGGGAGCUGUUGUUUCUGCCCCCGACAUUAUGGUGACGAACUCAAGUGAUGUCACGCUCCGCGGGCGGGGGGUUCUGUACAGCGAAAGGGGCAACGCUAUGAAUAUUCGGUCGUCCAACAACGUUCUCGUUGAGGGCCUCGUGGGCAUCAACUUCUUUCCACGGACCUUCGAGGCAAAGGAUAUUACGUUUCGCCGUUGGCGUGGCUUUAGUGCCGUACAAUGGGGCGACGGCCUCGAUUUGUACUCAAGCCGAAACGUUCUGAUCGACUCGGUGUUUUUACGAAACUCCGAUGACUGUAUCGCCAUUUACAACCAUCGCGACGAAUCAUAUGGCGAUAGUGUAAAUAUCACAAUUCAGAACUCAAUUCUCUGGGCCGACGUGGCACAUCCCAUCAACGUGGGCACUCAUGGAAAUACUGAGGACCCCGAGACCGUGGACGGCGUGAUUAUUCGCAACAUUGACAUACUCGAUCAACGCGAAAAGCAAAUGCUUUACCAGGGAACUAUCGCACUUAAUGCCGGCGACAGUAAUCUCAUUCAGAAUGUGCUCAUCGAGGAUGUACGAGUCGAGGACAUCCGCCUGGGUCAAUUGCUGAACUUUCGGGUCAUGUAUAAUGAGAAGUGGAAUACUUCACCUGGUCGAGGGAUUCGUAACGUUCUAGUACGGAAUCUCAGAUACGACGGGAGAAACGCCGGUACCUCUAUCUUUACAGGGUAUGACGAGGAACGAACCAUCAGCAACGUCACCUUUGAGAACCUUGUGGUCAAUGGGCUGCCUAUUUCCGAUACAAUGCAGAAACCGGGUUGGUACUUGACGACUGACUUUAUUCCUUUGUAUGCCAAUGAGCACGUCAAGAACCUUACAUUCAAAUCGACAUAA
Messenger RNA from Clonostachys byssicola, 1470 nucleotides. NCBI's taxonomy places the organism in Eukaryota, Fungi, Ascomycota, Sordariomycetes, Hypocreales, Bionectriaceae. The record is from the annotation of a GenBank genome assembly.